AUGAAUUCACCGUGCCAUGCUGGUGCAGCUCUCUUUCACGAUUGGGCGCGGAUCUUUAAAGUCGCGCGCGUGAACCAAGGCGCGCGCGUGGACGACGGCGCAUGCGUGGACCAAGGCGCGCGCGUGGACCAAGUCGCGCGCGUGGACCAAGGCGCGCGCGUGGACCAAGGCGCGCGCGUGGACCAAGGCGCGCGCGUGGACCAAGGCGCGCGCGCGGACCAAGGCGCGCGCGUGGACCAAGGCGCGCACGUGGACCAAGGCGCGCGCGUGGACCAGGGCGCGCGCGUGGACCAGGCCGCGCGCGUGGACGACGGCGCAUGCGUGGACCAAGGCGCGCGCGUGGACCAAGGCGCGCGCGUGGACCAAGGCGCGCGCGUGGACCAAGUCGCGCGCGUGGACCAAGGCGCGCGCGUGGACCAAGGCGCGCGUGUGGACCAAGGCGCGCGCGUGGACCAAGGCGCGCGCGUGGACCAAGGCGUGCGCGUGGACCAAGGCGCGCGCGUGGACCAAGGCGCGCGCGUGGACCAAGGCGCGCACGUGGACCAGGGCGCGCGCGUGGACCAGGGCGCGCGCGUGGACCAGGGCGCGCGCAUGGACCAGGUCGCGCGCGUGGACCAAGGCGCGCGCGUGGACCAAGGCGCGCGCGUGGACCAAGGCGCGCGCGUGGACCAAGGCGCGCGCGUCGCGCGCGUGGACCAAGGCGCGCGCGUGGACCAAGGCGCGCGCGUGGACCAAGGCGCGCGCGUGGACCAGGUCGCGCGCGUGGACCAAGGCGCGCGCGUGGACCAAGGCGCGCGCAUGGACCAAGGCGCGCGCGUGGACCAAGGCGCGCGCGUGGACCAAGGCGCGCGCGUGGACCAAGGCGCGCGCGUGGACCAGGGCGCGCGCGUGGACCAGGGCGCGCGCGUGGACCACGGCGCGCGCGUGGACCACGGCGCGCGCGUGGACCAGGUCGCGCGCGUGGACCAAGGCGCGCGCGUGGACCAAGGCGCGCGCGUGGACCAAGGCGCGCGCGUGGACCAAGGCGCGCGCGUGGACCAAGGCGCGCGCGUGGACCAAGGCGCGCGCGUGGACCAAGGCGCGCGCGUGGACCAAGGCGCGCGCGUGGACCAAGGCGCGCGCGUGGACCAAGGCGCGCGCGUGGACCAAGGCGCGCGCGUGGACCAGGGCGCGCGCGUGGACCAGGGCGCGCGCGUGGACCAGGGCGCGCGCGUGGACCAGGUCGCGCGCGUGGACCAGGUCGCGCGCGUGGACCAAGGCGCGCGCGUGGACCAAGGCGCGCGCGUGGACCAAGGCGCGCGCGUGGACCAAGGCGCGCGCGUGGACCAAGGCGCGCGCGUGGACCAAGGCGCGCGCGUGGACCAAGGCGCGCGCGUGGACCAAGGCGCGCGCGUGGACCAGGGCGCGCGCGUGGACCAGGGCGCGCGCGUGGACCAGGGCGCGCGCGUGGACCAGGUCGCGCGCGUGGACCAAGGCGCGCGCGUGGACCAAGGCGCGCGCGUGGACCAAGGCGCGCGCGUGGACCAGGUCGCGCGCGUGGACCAGGGCGCGCGCGUGGACCACGGCGCGCGCGUGGACCAAGGCGCGCGCGUGGACCAAGGCGCGCGCGUGGACCAAGGCGCGCGCGUGGACCAAGGCGCGCGCGUGGUCCAAGGCGCGCGCGUGGACAAAGGCGCGCGCGUGGACCAAGGCGCGCGCGUGGACCAAGGCGCGCGCGUGGACCAAGGCGCGCGCGUGGACCAAGGCGCGCGCGUGGACCAAGGCGCGCGCGUGGACCAAGGCGCGCGCGUGGACCAAGGCGCGCGCGUGGACCAAGGCGCGCGCGUGGACCAAGGCGCACGCGUGGACCAAGGCGACCAAGGCGCGCGCGUGGACCAAGGCGCGCGCGUGGACCAAGGCGCGCGCGUGGACCAAGGCGCGCGCGUGGACCAAGUCGCGCGCGUGGACCAGGUCGCGCGCAUGGACCAAGGCGCGCGCGUGGACCAAGGCGCGCGCGUGGACCAAGGCGCGCGCGUGGACCAAGGCGCGCGCGUGGACCGAGGCGCGCGCGUGGACAAGGGCGCGCGCGUGGACCAAGGCGCGCGCGUGGACAAAGGCGCGCGCGUGGACCAAGGCGCGCGCGUGGACCAGGGCGCGCGCGUGGACCAAGGCGCGCGCGUGGACCAAGGCGCGCGCGUGGACCAAGGCGCGCGCGUGGACCAAGGCGCGCGCGUGGACCAAGGCGCGCGCGAGGACCAAGGCGCGCGCGUGGACCAAGUCGCGCGCGUGGACCAAGUCGCGCGCGUAGACCAAGGCGCGCGCGUGGACCAAGGCGCGCGCGUGGACCAAGGCGCGCGCGUGGACCAAGGCGCGCGCGUGGACCAGGGCGCGCGCGUGGACCAGGGCGCGCGCGUGGACCAGGGCGCGCGCGUGGACCAAGGCGCGCGCGUGGACCAAGGCGCGCGCGUGGACCAAGGCGCGCGCGUGGACCAAGGCGCGCGCGUGGACCAAGGCGAGCGCGUGGACCAAGGCGCGCGCGUGGACCAAGGCGCGCGCGUGGACCAAGGCGCGCGCGUGGACCAAGGCGCGCGCGUGGACCAAGGCGCGCGCGUGGACCAGGUCCAAGGCGCGCGCGUGGACCAGGUCCAAGGCGCGCGCGUGGACCAGGGCGCGCGCGUGGAACAGGGCGCGCGCGUGGACCAGGGCGCGCGCGUGGACCAGGGCGCGCGCGUGGACCAAGGCGCGCGCGUGGACCACGGCGCGCGCGUGGACAAGGUCGCGCGCGUGGACCAGGUCGCGCGCGUGGACCAGGGCGCGCGCGUGGACCAAGGCGCGCGCGUGGACCAAGGCGCGCGCGCGUGGAACAAGUCGCGCGCGUGGACCAAGGCGCGCGCGCGCGCGCGUGGACCAGGGCGCGCGCGUGGACCAGGGCGCGCGCGUGGACCAGGGCGCGCGCGUGGACCAGGGCGCGCACGUCAGGUCGCGCGCGUGGACCAAGGCGCGCGCGUGGACCAAGGCGCGCGCGUGGACCAAGGCGCGCGCGUGGACCAGGUCGCGCGCGUGGACCACGGCGCGCGCGUGGACCACGGCGCGCGCGUGGACCAAGGCGCGCGCGUGGACCAAGGCGCGCGCGUGGACCAGGGCGCGCGCGUGGACCAAGGCGCGCGCGUGGACCAGGGCGCGCGCGUGGACCAGGGCGCGCGCGUGGACCAGGGCGCGCGCGUGGACCAGGUCGCGCGCGUGGACCAAGGCGCGCGCGUGGACCAAGGCGCGCGCGUGGACCAAGGCGCGCGCGUGGACCAAGGCGCGCGCGUGGACCAAGGCGCGCGCGUGGACCAAGGCGCGCGCGUGGACCAAGGCGCGCGCGUGGACCAAGGCGCGCGCGUGGACCAAGGCGCGCGCGUGGACCAAGGCGCGCGCGUGGACCAGGGCGCGCGCGUGGACCAGGGCGCGCGCGUGGACCAGGGCGCGCGCGUGGACCAGGUCGCGCGCGUGGACCAGGUCGCGCGCGUGGACCAAGGCGCGCGCGUGGACCAAGGCGCGCGCGUGGACCAAGGCGCGCGCGUGGACCAAGGCGCGCGCGUGGACCAAGGCGCGCGCGUGGACCAAGGCGCGCGCGUGGACCAAGGCGCGCGCGUGGACCAAGGCGCGCGCGUGGACCAAGGCGCGCGCGUGGACCAGGGCGCGCGCGUUGACCAGGGCGCGCGCGUGGACCAGGGCGCGCGCGUGGACCAGGUCGCGCGCGUGGACCAAGGCGCGCGCGUGGACCAAGGCGCGCGCGUGGACCAAGGCGCGCGCGUGGACCAGAUCGCGCGCGUGGACCAAGGCGCGCGCGUGGACCACGGCGCGCGCGUGGACCAAGGCGCGCGCGUGGACCAAGGCGCGCGCGUGGACCAAGGCGCGCGCGUGGACCAAGGCGCGCGCGUGGACCAAGGCGCGCGCGUGGACCAAGGCGCGCGCGUGGACCAAGGCGCGCGCGUGGACCAAGGCGCACGCGUGGACCAAGGCGCGCGCGUGGACCAGGUCCAAGGCGCGCGCGUGGACCAGGUCCAAGGCGCGCGCGUGGACCAGGGCGCGCGCGUGGACCAGGGCGCGCGCGUGGACCAGGGCGCGCGCGUGGACCAGGGUUCGCGCGUGGACCAGGGCACGCGCGUGGACCAAGGCGCGCGCGUGGACCAAGGCGCGCGCAUGGACCAAGGCGCGCGCGUGGAACAAGUCGCGCGCGUGGACCAAGGCGCGCGCGUGGACCAAGGCGCGCGCGUGGACCAAGGCGCGCGCGUGGACCAAGGCGCGCGCGUGGACCAAGGCGCGCGCGUGGACCAAGGCGCGCGCGUGGACCAAGGCGCGCGCGUGGACCAAGGCGCGCGCGUGGACCAAGGCGCGCGCGUGGACCAAGGCGCGCGCGUGGACCAAGGCGCGCGCGUGGACCAAGGCGCGCGCGUGGACCAAGGCGCGCGCGCGGACCAAGGCGCGCGCGCGGACCAAGGCGCGCGCGUGGACCAAGGCGCGCGCGUGGACCAAGGCGCGCGCGUGGACCAAGGCGCGCGCGUGGACCAAGGCGCGCGCGUGGUCCAAGGCGCGCGCGUGGACAAAGGCGCGCGCGUGGACCAAAACGCGCGCGUGGACCAAGGCGCGCGCGUGGACCAAGGCACGCGCGUGGACCAAGGCGCGCGCGUGGACCAAGGCGCGCGCGUGGACCAAGGCGCGCGCGUGGACCAAGGCGCGCGCGUGGACCAAGGCGCGCGCGUGGACCAAGGCGCGCGCGUGGACCAAGGCACACGCGUGGACCAAGGCGCGCGCGUGGACCAAGGCGCGCGCGUGGACCAAGGCGCGCGCGUGGACCAGGUCGCGCGCGUGGACCAAGGCGCGCGCGUGGACCAAGGCGCGCGCGUGGACCGAGGCGCGCGCGUGGACAAGGGCGCGCGCGUGGACCAAGGCGCGCGCGUGGACAAAGGCGCGCGCGUGGACCAAGGCGCGCGCGUGGACCAGGGCGCGCGCGUGGACCAAGGCGCGCGCGUGGACCAAGGCGCGCGCGUGGACCAAGGCGCGCGCGUGGACCAAGGCGCGCACGUGGACCAAGGCGCGCGCGUGGACCAAGGCGCGCGCGAGGACCAAGGCGCGCGCGUGGACCAAGGCGCGCGCGUGGACCAAGGCGCGCGCGUGGACCAAGGCGCGCGCGUGGACCACGGCGCGCGCGUGGACCACGGCGCGCGCGUGGACCAGGGCGCGCGCGUGGACCAGGUCGCGCGCGUGGACCAGGGCGCGCGCGUGGACCAAGGCGCGCGCGUGGACCAAGGCGCGCGCGUGGACCAGGGCGCACGCGUGGACCAGGUCGCGCGCGUGGACCAAGGCGCGCGCGUGGACCACGGCGCGCGCGUGGACCAAGGCGCGCGCGUGGACCAAGGCGCGCGCGUGGACCAAGGCGCGCGCGUGGACCAAGGCGCGCGCGUGGACCAAGGCGCGCGCGUGGACCAAGGCACACGCGUGGACCAAGGCGCGCGCGUGGACCAGGUCCAAGGCGCGCGCGUGGACCAGGUCCAAGGCGCGCGCGUGGACCAGGGCGCGCGCGUGGACCAGGGCGCGCGCGUGGACCAGGGCGCGCGCGUGGACCAGGGCGCGCGCGUGGACCAGGGCACGCGCGUGGACCAAGGCGCGCGCGUGGACCAAGGCGCGCGCAUGGACCAAGGCGCGCGCGUGGAACAAGUCGCGCGCGUGGACCAAGGCGCGCGCGUGGACCAAGGCGCGCGCGUGGACCAAGGCGCGCGCGUGGACCAAGGCGCGCGCGUGGACCAAGGCGCGCGCGUGGACCAAGGCGCGCGCGUGGACCAAGGCGCGCGCGUGGACCAAGGCGCGCGCGUGGACCAAGGCGCGCGCGUGGACCAAGGCGCGCGCGUGGACCAAGGCGCGCGCGUGGACCAGGGCGCGCGCGUGGACCAGGGCGCGCGCGUGGACCAGGGCGCGCGCGUGGACCAGGGCGCGCGCGUGGACCAAGGCGCGCGCGUGGACCAAGGCGCGCGCGUGGACCAAGGCGCGCGCGUGGACCAGGGCGCGCGCGUGGACCAGGGCGCGCGCGUGGACCAAGGCGCGCGCGUGGACCAAGGCGCGCGCGUGGACCAAGGCGCGCGCGUGGACCAAGGCGCGCGCGCGCGCGCGCGCGCGGACCAAGGCGCGCGCGCGGACCAAGGCGCGCGCGCGGACCAAGGCGCGCGCGCGGACCAAGGCGCGCGCGCGGACCAAGGCGCGCGCGCGGACCAAGGCGCGCGCGCGGACCAAGGCGCGCGCGCGGACCAAGGCGCGCGCGCGGACCAAGGCGCGCGCGUGGACCAAGGCGCGCGCGUGGCCCAAGGCGCGCGCGUGGACCAGGGCGCGCGCGUGGACCAAGGCGCGCGCGUAGACCAAGGCGCGCGCGUGGACCAGGUCGCGCGCGUGGACCAAGGCGCGCGCGUGGACCAAGGCGCGCGCGUGGACCAAGUCGCGCGCGUGGACCAAGGCGCGCGCGUGGACCAGGUCGCGCGCGUGGACCACGGCGCGCGCGUGGACCAGGUCGCGCGCGUGGACCAGGGCGCGCGCGCGGACCAAGGCGCGCGCGCGGACCAAGGCGCGCGCGCGGACCAAGGCGCGCGCGCGGACCAAGGCGCGCGCGCGGACCAAGGCGCGCGCGCGGACCAAGGCGCGCGCGCGGACCAAGGCGCGCGCGCGGACCAAGGCGCGCGCGCGGACCAAGGCGCGCGCGCGGACCAAGGCGCGCGCGCGGACCAAGGCGCGCGCGUGGACCAAGGCGCGCGCGUGGACCAGGUCGCGCGCGUGGACCAAGGCGCGCGCGUGGACCAAGGCGCGCGCGUGGACCAAGGCGCGCGCGUGGACCAAGGCGCGCGCGUGGACCAAGGCGCGCGCGUGGACCAAGGCGCGCGCGUGGACCAAGGCGCGCGCGUGGACCAAGGCGCGCCCGUGGACCAAGGCGCGCGCGUGGACCAAGGCGCGCGCGUGGACCAGGGCGCGCGUGUUGACCAGGUCGCGCGCGUUGACCAAGUCGCGCGCGUGGACCAAGUCGCGCGCGUGGACCAAGGUCGCGCGCGUGGACCAAGGUCGCGCGCGUGGACCAAGACGCGCGCGUGGACCAAGACGCGCGCGUGGACCAAGGCGUGCGCGUGGACCAAGGCGCGCGCGUGGACCAAGGCGCGCGCGUGGACCAAGGCGCGCGCGUGGACCAGGUCGCGCGCGCGCGCGUGGACCAAGGCGCGCGGGUGGACGAAGGCGCGCGCCUGGACCAAGGCGCGCGCGUGGACCAAGGCGCGCGCGUGGACCAAGGCGCGCGCGUGGACCAAGGCGCGCGCGUGGACCAAGGCGCGCGCGUGGACCAAGGCGCGCGCGUGGACCAAGGCGCGCGCGUGGACCAAGGCGCGCGCGUGGAUCAAGGCACGGGCGUGGACCAAGGCGCGCGCGUGGACCAAGGCAGGCGCGCGCGUGGACCAAGGCGCGCGCGUGGACCAGGUCGCGCGCGUGGACCAAGGCGCGCGCGUGGACCAGGGUGCGCGCGUGGACCAGGUCCAAGGCGCGCGCGUGGACCAAGGCGCGCGCGUGGACCAAGGCGCGCGCGUGGACCAAGGCGCGCGCGUGGACCAAGGCGCGCGCGUGGACCAAGGCGCGCGCGUGGACCAAGGCGCGCGCGUGGACCAAGGCGCGCGCGUGGACCAAGGCGCGCGCGUGGACCAAGGCGCGCGCGUGGACCAAGGCGCGCGCGUGGACCAGGUCGCGCGCGUGGACCAAGGCGCGCGCGUGGACCAGGUCGCGCGCGUGGACAACGUCACAUGCGUGGACCAAGGCGCGCGCGUGGACCAAGGCGCGCGCGUGGACCAAGGCGCGCGCGUGGACCAAGGCGCGCGCGUGGACCAAGGCGCGCGCGUGGACCAAGGCGCGCGCGUGGACCAAGGCGCGCGCGUGGACCAAGGCGCGCGCGUGGACCAAGGCGCGCGCGUGGACCAGGGCGCGCGCGUUGACCAGGCGCGCGCGUGGACCAGGUCGCGCACGUGGACCAAGUCGCGCGCGUGGACCAAGGCGCGUGCGUGGACCAAGGCGCGCGCGUGGACCAAGGCGCGCGCGUGGACCAAGGCGCGCGCGUGGACCAAGGCGCGCGCGUGGACCAGGUCGCGCGCGUGGACCAAGGCGCGCGCGUGGACCAGGUCGCGCGCGCGCGCGUGGACCAGGGCGCGCGCGUGGACCAAGGCGCGCGCGUGGACCAAGGCGCGCGCGUAUACCAAGGCGCGCCCGUGGACCAAGGCGCGCGCGUGGACCAAGGCGCGCGCGUGGACCAAGGCGCGCGCGUGGACCAAGGCGCGCGCGUGGACCAAGGCGCGCGCGUGGACCAAGGCGCGCGCGUGGACCAAGGCGCGCGCGUCGCGCGCGUGGACCAAGGCGCGCGCGUGGACCAAGGCGCGCGCGUGGACGAAGGCGCGCACGUGGACGAAUGCGCGCGCGUGGACCAAGGCGCGCGCGUGGACCAAGGCGCGCGCGUGGACCAAGGCGCGCGCGUGGACCAAGGCGCGCGCGUGGACCAAGGCGCGCGCGUGGACCAAGGCGCGCGCGUGGACCAAGGCGCGCGCGUGGACCAAGGCGCGCGCGUGGACCAGGUCGCGCGCGUGGACCAAGGCGCGCGCGUGGACCAAGGCGCGCGCGUGGACCAAGGCGCGCGCGUGGACCAAGGCGCGCGCGUGGACCAAGGCGCGCGCGUGGACCAAGGCGCGCGCGUGGACCAAGGCGCGCGCGUGGACCAAGGCGCGCGCGUGGACCAAGGCGCGCGCGUGGACCAAGGCGCGCGCGUGGACCAAGGCGCGCCCGUGGACCAAGGCGCGCGCGUGGACCAGGGCGCGCGUGUUGACCAGGUCGCGCGCGUUGACCAAGUCGCGCGCGUGGACCAAGUCGCGCGCGUGGACCAAGGUCGCGCGCGUGGACCAAGGUCGCGCGCGUGGACCAAGACGCGCGCGUGGACCAAGACGCGCGCGUGGACCAAGGCGUGCGCGUGGACCAAGGCGCGCGCGUGGACCAAGGCGCGCGCGUGGACCAAGGCGCGCGCGUGGACCAGGUCGCGCGCGCGCGCGCGUGGACCAAGGCGCGCGGGUGGACGAAGGCGCGCGCCUGGACCAAGGCGCGCGCGUGGACCAAGGCGCGCGCGUGGACCAAGGCGCGCGCGUGGACCAAGGCGCGCGCGUGGACCAAGGCGCGCGCGUGGACCAAGGCGCGCGCGUGGACCAAGGCGCGCGCGUGGACCAAGGCGCGCGCGUGGAUCAAGGCACGGGCGUGGACCAAGGCGCGCGCGUGGACCAAGGCGCGCGCGUGGACCAGGUCGCGCGCGUGGACCAAGGCGCGCGCGUGGACCAGGGUGCGCGCGUGGACCAGGUCGCGCGGACGCGCGCGUGGACCAAGGCGCGCGCGUGGACCAAGGCGCGCGCGUGGACCAAGGCGCGCGCGUGGACCAAGGCGCGCGCGUGGACCAAGGCGCGCGCGUGGACCAAGGCGCGCGCGUGGACCAAGGCGCGCGCGUGGACCAAGGCGCGCGCGUGGACCAAGGCGCGCGCAUGGACCAAGGCGCGCGCGUGGACCAGGUCGCGCGCGUGGACCAAGGCGCGCGCGUGGACCAGGUCGCGCGCGUGGACAACGUCACAUGCGUGGACCAAGGCGCGCGCGUGGACCAAGGCGCGCGCGUGGACCAAGGCGCGCGCGUGGACCAAGGCGCGCGCGUGGACCAAGGCGCGCGCGUGGACCAAGGCGCGCGCAUGGACCAAGGCGCGCGCGUGGACCAAGGCGCGCGCGUGGACCAAGGCGCGCGCGUGGACCAGGGCGCGCGCGUUGACCAGGCGCGCGCGUGGACCAGGUCGCGCACGUGGACCAAGUCGCGCGCGUGGACCAAGGCGCGUGCGUGGACCAAGGCGCGCGCGUGGACCAAGGCGCGCGCGUGGACCAAGGCGCGCGCGUGGACCAAGGCGCGCGCGUGGACCAGGUCGCGCGCGUGGACCAAGGCGCGCGCGUGGACCAGGUCGCGCGCGCGCGCGCGUGGACCAGGGCGCGCGCGUGGACCAAGGCGCGCGCGUGGACCAAGGCGCGCGCGUAUACCAAGGCGCGCCCGUGGACCAAGGCGCGCGCGUGGACCAAGGCGCGCGCGUGGACCAAGGCGCGCGCGUGGACCAAGGCGCGCGCGUGGACCAAGGCGCGCGCGUGGACCAAGGCGCGCGCGUGGACCAAGGCGCGCGCGUGAACCAAGGCGCGCGCGUGGACCAAGGCGCGCGCGUGGACCAAGGCGCGCGCGUGGACCAAGGCGCGCGCGUGGACCAAGGCGCGCGCGUGGACCAAGGCGCGCGCGUGGACCAGGUCGCGCGCGUGAACCAGGUCGCGCGCGUGGACCAAGGCGCGCGCGUGGACCAAGGCGCGCGCGUGGACGAAGGCGCGCACGUGGACGAAUGCGCGCGCGUGGACCAAGGCGCGCGCGUGGACCAAGGCGCGCGCGUGGACCAAGGCGCGCGCGUGGACCAAGGCGCGCGCGUAGACCAAGGCGCGCGCGUGGACCAAGGCGCGCGCGUGGACCAAGGCGCGCGCGUGGACCAAGGCGCGCGCGUGGACCAAGGCGCGCGCGUGGACCAAGGCGCGCGCGUGGACCAGGUCGCGCGCGUGGACCAAGGCGCGCGCGUGGACCAAGGCGCGCGCGUGGACCAAGGCGCGCGCGUGGACCAAGGCGCGCGCGUGGACCAAGGCGCGCGCGUGGACCAAGGCGCACGCGUGGACCAAGGCGCGCGCGUGGACCAAGGCGCGCGCGUGGACCAAGGCGCGCGCGUGGACCAAGGCGCGCGCGUGGACCAAGGCGCGCGCGUGGACCAAGGCGCGCGCGUGGACCAAGGUGCGCGCGUGGAACUUGGACCAUGUCGCGCGUUUGGAACCAACCCACCUCUUGAAUCGAUGCGUCUGUGA
Closterium sp. Naga37s-1 is the source of this 10935-nucleotide messenger RNA. NCBI's taxonomy places the organism in Eukaryota, Viridiplantae, Streptophyta, Zygnematophyceae, Desmidiales, Closteriaceae. The record is from the annotation of a GenBank genome assembly.